Molecule: messenger RNA, 5070 nt
Organism: Cercocebus atys (sooty mangabey)
Lineage: Eukaryota; Metazoa; Chordata; Mammalia; Primates; Cercopithecidae
Gene: NKX2-1
Product: NK2 homeobox 1
Exons: 4
Coding region: 3066-4178 (370 amino acids)
Biological process (GO): cell differentiation; regulation of transcription by RNA polymerase II
Cellular component (GO): nucleus
Molecular function (GO): RNA polymerase II cis-regulatory region sequence-specific DNA binding; DNA-binding transcription factor activity, RNA polymerase II-specific
Source: RefSeq, a predicted model, not a curated record
CUCCGUGAGGGGCCAGUGUUGAGCCCUGCCCUGACCUGCUCCCCACUGUGCCCACUCCACCCCGGAGCAAGUUAGUUGCGGGAUAAAGGAAGACGCGCAGACUUCGCGAAGUGGAAUCGGGGUUAUUCGUAUUCAUGGAAAAAAAAAUCACUGGUUAGCCGGGGUCUGCCCUAUUUAGCAUGAGUCUAGGAGGCGGCGGAAAGAAAGGACGCUCUUCGGUCAAAAGGAGGUGUUUUGGGCCAUGGGAGGGACUCUUGAGGUCUUUGCUUGGAUAAGCUCGGAAAUACAGAUAUCCUUCUCUUCCCCACAGGUGCCUUAGUCUCCGGGCUUAUUUUUGGCAGUGCAGCGGUACUGGGGAAGAAGGCAGAGCCGCGCGUUGAGAAGGUUAGGGUAGGAGAGGUGCUGAAGCUUGGGCGGCAGGGCGCUGCAAAGGCCCAGGCGAGGUGGAGACGAGAGCUUGCUGGUGAGCGCGAGAAGCACCCCUGCAGGCAGAGGUUGAAGCGCCGUUCCAGUUGGUCCCAGAGUGAAGCGGGAGUCUUUGCCCGCCCCAGCCACUUCGAGCUCCGCUCCAGUUCAGCUCCCAGAUUCGCCACCUGGCUCCAGUUCAGCUCCCAGACUCGCCACCUGCUGCGCGGUUCUUGGGGGAGGGGGUUCCUUGUCCAGAACGGGGAGGGGGGUUUCCUCGAGAACUGCAGGCCCGGUUGUCCCGGGACUCUCAGAGCCGGAGGCCAGGGAGCUGCCAGCCACGUGCGCCUGUGGCCUGCUGAGAGGUUGAAAAGCUGCCGAGGGACGAAGACCCAGGGGCUGUGGAAGAUUCACCCAACUCUUCCUUUUACUCAGGUCUGGGGACCUAAAGAGGGGAUGGGGAUCGUCAUGAUAAUAACUACCGCAAUCUUCAGUGCUGGCACUGAGCUGAAAAACAUUCAAAGCUUUCAAAGCACUUUGAUGUGCUCCAUUUUACUUGAAUCUCACAAAAACAUUGUGAAGAUUGAUCUCCAUUUCUAAAUGGUGUUGAGACUGGGAGAGAUGUACAACAUUCUACACUUGGUGUUUCUUAAACUUACCAACAACUAUGAAAUAAUGGCGAGUCAGAGAAAGAAGCUGGGUGACAGGGAAACCCACCCCGCCUUCGCAAUCAGACCCCAUUCCGGACGCAGGCCUGGCCAGGUCGCGCCUGCAGACAAGGUCUGUAUUCAGCGUUGCCAGUUCUCCUCUGUGGUUCGCUUAAGCCCGGCGUCGCCUCCCCUCCUUGCUUAGCCACCACAGUAAUCAAUGCUCAGUUCGUCCGGUCCUGAGAGCGCCCCCCAGAGAAGCCCCUGGGAAGGAAGGGCAAGGAGCGGGGCUUCGCGCUGGUCUUUCGCAACACAAGCGGCGAGCGCGUCUCCCUGCGCAAACGUAGAGUGGCCUCCCCAGCACUGCCGUGGGGACCGCACAAAAACGCGGGCGCAGAUGGGAGGGCGGAGGGUGCCCUGAGCUUUCUUUCGCCUGGUAAAGAAGGUAGGCUGUGAGAAAAGCCAAUGUUAGUAUAGACGUUGGCUUUGUAUUGAGGGAGUAAGAGCACUCUUCAAGGACAGGGCUGAAAUCUUUAAAAACAAAUAAAACUUUCUCUACUAUAAUUGCUAUUAAUAAUUUUAAAAAGGGAGCCUGGAUGAAUUAAGUAGCUCAAAACUGCCUGUUCAUCAUCAUCAGGAGCUCCCUCUCUACAAGGAGGGGAAAGAAAAUGUGAAAACAAAAACUAAAUUCGAGAAGCUCCUUGACCAGCGCGGUUGUCUUGCAGGUACCCGCCGGGCCCGGCCGAGGAGCGCUCUGCCCUCCCAGCCCCCGGCGCGCAGAGGAGGCUAAAACAACCAAAAAGAAAGCAAAACAAAAACAACAAUAAAAACGUUUAAAAUCCACGGACAAAAACCGGAGUCGGUCUCAAAAUCCGCGCCGUUCAGGGCUCCACUCGGUAGUCGACUCGGCUGCAGGCCCCGGCCUGGUCCGAACAACGCGGGGGACACCCCCGACUCCGCUGGGGAUCGCAGCCCACAGCUCCCCCUCGCCAGGCGCCCAAGGACCCUCAAGGCGCGGGGCCCACACUUGAAGCCUGGGAACGCGCAGACAGGAAACCCACUUCCUCCUAAGCAGUUUCUUGCUCGUCGGAUGAGAGGCGCCCAAUUGAAGCAGAAUGAUCCUCAUCUACUAAUAUCCAGCGUGGCCACAAAGCGACUGGCCAUUUACGCCACCACUUUAAACAAAGAUAUUUGGUUAUUCCCGGGAAGCAAGUGCACUUUUGCAUGGCUGAGCUGCGGGCGGAGGCGAGCCUCAGCCCAGCCUCCCGCCCGCUGAGCUUCCCGCACCUCGGCAUUCGCCCCCUCCUGGCCAGCGCUCCCGCCGCCGGGGUUCAGGCUCAGUUCCGCCCGGCAGCAGACUGGCGGGCACUCACUCCGCUCCCUGCCCGCGCCCUCCCUGAAGCAUCGGAGGGGAAAACAGCGUGGCUCUGGGCUCGGGUGCUGGGGCUGUGAUGUCCUCGGAAAGUCAGCUUCAGCCCCAGAACCCCGCGUGUCUGGGAGAUGGGCGAGGGUCAGGGACACCAGGGGGAAAGGGGGCGGGGAGCAGAGGUGUCCCUCUGACGGCGGCAGAAGAGAGGCAGACAGACUGACAGACACGUAGACCAACAGUGCGGCCCCAGGGUUCGUCCCCAGACUCGCUCGCUCAUUUGUUGGCGACUGGGGCUCAGCGCAGCGAAGCCCGAUGUGGUCCGGAGGCUGUGGGAAGGCGCGGGGCUGGGAGGCCGCGGCGGGAGGGAGGAGCAGCCCCGGCAGGCUCAGCGCUUACGCCCCGCCUCUGGUGGCUGCCUAAAACCUGGCGCCGGGCUAAAACAAACGCGAGGCAGCCCCCGAGCCUCCACUCAAGCCAAUUAAGGAGGACUCGGUCCACUCCGUUACGUGUACAUCCAACAAGAUCGGCGUUAAGGUAACACCAGAAUAUUUGGCAAAGGGAGAAAAAAAAAGCAGCGAGGCUUCGCCUUCCCCCUCUCCCUUUUUUUUCCUCCUCUUCCUUCCUCCUCCAGCCGCCGCCGAAUCAUGUCGAUGAGUCCAAAGCACACGACUCCGUUCUCAGUGUCUGACAUCUUGAGUCCCCUGGAGGAAAGCUACAAGAAAGUGGGCAUGGAGGGCGGCGGCCUGGGGGCUCCGCUGGCGGCGUACAGGCAGGGCCAGGCGGCACCGCCGGCCGCGGCCAUGCAGCAGCACGCCGUGGGGCACCACGGCGCCGUCACGGCCGCCUACCACAUGACGGCGGCGGGGGUGCCCCAGCUCUCGCACUCCGCCGUGGGGGGCUACUGCAACGGCAACCUGGGCAACAUGAGCGAGCUGCCGCCGUACCAGGACACCAUGAGGAACAGCGCCUCUGGCCCCGGAUGGUACGGCGCCAACCCAGACCCGCGCUUCCCCGCCAUCUCCCGCUUCAUGGGCCCGGCGAGCGGCAUGAACAUGAGCGGCAUGGGCGGCCUGGGCUCGCUGGGGGACGUGAGCAAGAACAUGGCCCCGCUGCCAAGCGCGCCGCGCAGGAAGCGCCGAGUGCUCUUCUCGCAGGCGCAGGUGUACGAGCUGGAGCGACGCUUCAAGCAACAGAAGUACCUGUCGGCGCCGGAGCGCGAGCACCUGGCCAGCAUGAUCCACCUGACCCCCACGCAGGUCAAGAUCUGGUUCCAGAACCACCGCUACAAAAUGAAGCGCCAGGCUAAGGACAAGGCGGCGCAGCAGCAAUUGCAGCAGGACAGCGGCGGCGGCGGGGGCGGCGGGGGCGCCGGGUGCCCGCAGCAGCAACAGGCUCAGCAGCAGUCGCCGCGACGUGUGGCGGUGCCGGUCCUGGUGAAAGACGGCAAACCGUGCCAGGCGGCCCCCGCGCCGGGCGCCGCCAGCCUACAAGGCCACGCGCAGCAGCAGGCGCAGCAGCAGGCGCAGGCCGCGCAGGCGGCGGCAGCGGCCAUCUCCGUGGGCAGCGGUGGCGCUGGCCUUGGCGCACACCCGGGCCACCAGCCAGGCAGCGCAGGCCAGUCUCCGGACCUGGCGCACCACGCCGCCAGCCCCGCGGCGCUGCAGGGCCAGGUAUCCAGCCUGUCCCACCUGAACUCCUCGGGCUCGGACUACGGCACCAUGUCCUGCUCCACCUUGCUAUAUGGUCGGACCUGGUGAGAGGACGCCGGGCCCGCCCUAGCCCAGCGCUCUGCCUCACCACUUCCCUCCUGCCCGCCACACAGACCACCAUCCACCGCUGCUCCACGCGCUUCGACUUUUCUUAAGAACCUGGCCGCGUUUAGACCAAGGAACAAAAAACCACAAAGGCCAAACUGCUGGACGUCUUUCCUUCUUUUUUUUCCCCCUAAAAUUUGUGGGUUUUUUUUUUUUUUUUAAAGAAAAUAAAAACAACCAAGCGCACCCAAUCUCUUAAGGAAUCUUUAAGCAGAGAAGGGCAUAAAACAGCUUUGGGGUUGUCUUUUUUGGUGAUUCAAAUGGGUUUCCCACGCUAGGGCGGGGCACAGAUUGGAGAGGGCUCUGUGACAUGGCUCUGGACUCUAAAGACCAAACUUCACUCUGGGCACACUCUGCCAGCAAAGUGGACUCACUUGUAAAUACCAGGAUUUUUUUUUUUUUUUUUUUUUUGAAGGGAGGACGGGAGCUGGGGAGAGGAAAGAGUCUUCGACAUAACCCACUUGUCACUGACACAAAGGAAGUGCCCCCUCCCCGGCACCCUCUGGCCGCCUAGGCUCAGCGGCGACCGCCCUCCGAGAAAAUUGUUUAUGUUUGAUGUGAACUUGUAGCUGUAAAACGCUGUCAAAAGUUGGACUAAAUGCCUAGUUUUUAGUAAUCUGUACAUUUUGCUGUAAAAAGAAAAACCACUCCCAGUUUCCAGCCCUUCACUUUUUUUUAUGGGCAUUGACAAAUCUGUGUAUAUUAUUUGGCAGUUUGGUAUUUGCGGCGUCAGUCUUUUUCUGUUGUAACUUAUGUAGAUAUUUGGCUUAAAAAUAGUUCCUAAGAAGCUUCUAAUAAAUUAUACAAAUUAAAAAGAUUCUUUUUCUGAUUAAAA